AUGAGCUCCUCUCCAAACAACUCUUCCUCCUCCCUCAACCGCCUCGACACCAUGUUCCUCCGUCACCUAAUCGGCAGGCUUAAGGUUCAAGAUUCCGACAAUCAAGUAACCGAAGAUGAUUUCAUUUCCGACGAAGAAGAACUAGAAUACGAUAAUGAAGAAGACCUUCCCCGUCCCUACCAAGACGACGGACUUCGCGCAAUCUACGAAGAAGAAUCUCGGAUUGAAGCUGAAGUCGUUUACCAGAUUCUCAAUGGAAAAGCGCAUACCUUGAAGCCUAAUUCCGGUGAAACGGUUAUGAUUCGUGAAAGUAGCAUUGCUGUUGGGUUUCAUGCAGACGAAGAAGAAGGGGAGUAUAUUGUGUGGGAAUGGCAUGGUCACAUUCCGCGGUACACUGAAGAGCAUCAAUUUUCUCUUGAGUAUAUCUAUGGCAAUUACUUUCAGAAGAUUGUGCCUGAGGAGCGUCCUCUUACACCGCCUCGAGUAGAUGCAGCGGCUGAUAAGGGUUUGAAGGACUUGUUUGAUGGUGCUGUCAAUCCCGCCCCUGGUAGGGUUCUUCAUCGUAAUCUCAACGUUGGUUCUGCUGCCCCCAGGCUCUGA
Messenger RNA from Vicia faba (fava bean), 600 nucleotides. The record is from the annotation of a GenBank genome assembly. NCBI's taxonomy places the organism in Eukaryota, Viridiplantae, Streptophyta, Magnoliopsida, Fabales, Fabaceae.